AUGGCCACCGCGAUCCAGGACGCGGCGAAGACGAACGCGGCCACAACCCGACAGCUCGCACGCCUGGAUGAGCGCCUGGAUGCGCAAGCACAAGCACUCGAGCGCUUCCACGACCGCCCGCCUUCACUAGAAGAGGACGACCCCGACCCGGACGUCACUGCCAUCGCAGGGACGGGCACGCUCAAGACGGCGCGCGUCGCAUGGCAAGGGGAGACGGCGGGAGCAUCUGCGAGCCAAGGAGCACUAGGGCGUGGCACGACUCGAGAAUCCGCUCGAGGUAGCGGCACCAACAACACUGCUACCGGAGGCGCUGGUUUUCUCGGCGGCGGUGGAAUUGGUGGUGCAGGCGGCGGGGGAGUUGGUGGCGCAAGCGGCGGUGGAGUUGGUGGCGCAGGCGGCGGUGGCUAUGGUGGCGCACGCGGCGGUAAAACAUCUCAUGACAUUGAGAACGCCAAGGAAUUGAGGUUAUCAUUGAAUGCCAUUGCGGGCAAGGAUGAUUCUGAAACAAUUCGCUUGUGA
Lolium perenne is the source of this 519-nucleotide messenger RNA. The record is from RefSeq and is a predicted model, not a curated record. NCBI's taxonomy places the organism in Eukaryota, Viridiplantae, Streptophyta, Magnoliopsida, Poales, Poaceae.